AUGACAUUGAACUCGUUACCUCAUCCAGGAGACUGUCAAACGUUUAUAGUAUGCUGGCUCUCAAAACCGUAUUUAGGGACAUGUCCAGAUCAACUUUAUUAUGAUAUGAAAUCGAAUAAUUGUCAACCGUUAACAGUGGCUGUGUGUUGUAAUUCAUCCAUACCUUUCGUUUUCCCAUUUAAAACUUUACCAACUUUACCACCCGUUCCAGAUGUUCCAAAUAUCCUAACAACAAAACCCGGGCAUCCUACAUCUAGACGACCUUUAUCCCCUCUUCCAAAUAGCACUUUUUCUCCAUCAACAACAGUUGUUAUAACAAAAACUCCUACCAACGCAACUCACCCAACUACAGAAUCAACAUUAGCAAGUACAACUUCAUCACCUACAAAUUCAUCAGUCACUGAUUCACAAGAAUCAACCAAUGAAUUGCCGGUAACAACUACAACGGUAUUUGAAACAGAACAUUUUACUACAGAAAUAAAUAACGAAGUUAGUACGGCUAAACAAUUAACUACUACUGAAUCAACGAUAACAACCGAAACGUCACCAUCUGUCACUACAGCAGUAUCUACUAAAGGAUAUACAGAAAUGACUGAAGAAACAGCUACAAUUCAACUAACUACAUCAGAAGAUUUACUAUAUACCACACUCAAUCCAGAAACGGAAACAAGUAAAGUGUCUACAGUACCUGAUCUAACCUCGUCUACAGUUGAUCCUUCUCCUAAUGCCUCUAUAGUCGAUAUAACUACGCCAACAGAAUCUUCAACUACCCAAUCAAUAAGUACUGAUUUUACAGUUACAACAAUGAAUCCAUUAAUAACAAGCGAUGCAACUUCUUUAUCACCAGAAAAAACGACUGUAACUAGUGAAUCUACUACAGUCCAUUUUUCGAAUGUUCCUUCUUCAACAACACUUAGCGGUAGCACCGAUAUAUCUCCUACAGCAUUAACAGGAUCUCAAAGCGAAUCUAGUGACCAACCUGAAAUUUAUACUUCAACAUUUUUGUCUACAAUUGAACAUGACAUAACUACAGAAUCAUCAACAACAAGAGAAUUAUCAACAGCAAGUGAAACGGUAUCACGGUCUACUUUGCAAAGAACUAGCACUCAAUUCACAUCUGCAGAAAAUACAAUGACGGGUGUAACGGGAGACUCUAAUCAAUCAACACGAAAUACAUUACCGCCAUUUAUAACCGAAUCUACUACAGAAAUACUGUUUGAUGAUACAACCAACGGAACGACAACUACAUACUCAGAUGAUCAAUCAACAAUAAACGUACCUAAAGUUUCAUCGACAGAACCAACGCCAGCUACCAUUCCAAAUCAGAUAACAACAUCAUUAACAGAUUCAACAACAAGUCAGACUAUCCAAACAUUACCAUCAAUUACAACGACAGAAGUGAUUGAUUAUAUUUUUUCAAAAUCAACCGAAAUACCAACUACAAUAAAAACUGAAGCAACUACUGACAUUUUUGUAACGACUGAAGAAAUACCAACUACAAAAAGUGCUUCAGAAUCAAUUGUUACAAGUACCACAAGCGAAAUGUUGUCGUCUUUAUCAACUUCUUUGCCCAUUUCAUCAAUAGCUACUUCAGUAACUCCAGAGUUAAGUACUAUAACAGAACUCCCAGAAACAGUAGAAACCGAAAUUGAUAUUAAUGAUAAAACAACUGCAUACACAUCGGUAGAAGAACCUCAAACAACUGUAGUAUUUUCAACUGAAACUUUUGAACCAACAGACUCGAUAUCGACAACACAAGAAAACAAGCAUGUUAUAACAACUGAACAGACUGUUUUAACAACUGUACCUAGUGUUACUUCCAGCAGUGAACACAUACAAUCCAGUACUACUCCAUACAGACCACAAACUGUACCAACAACUACAACGUUUUCUGACCAUAGCCUUUCUACUUAUGAAACAGCAGUGACUGAAUUGAUAACAAAAGAAACAGAAGCUAACGUGAUGACAUCGACAUAUAGGGCUAGUACGAUGGAACCAGUAACUGAUUCAAGUACAACAUCUUAUUAUCCGACAGUUUAUACUUAUAAAACAACAACUACUAAAGCGACAGCAGAAGAAACAAAACCAGAUGUGAUAUCAACACCGUAUACUUCUAUAAUAACUGAAUUAGUAACUGAUCCGUCAAUAACGUCAUCUAAUCCCCUUACACAUGCUAUUUCCACAACAACAGAAACUGAUUUGAUUAAAAACGUAUCAAAACCUGAUAUGAUGUCAACAGCACGUAGUUCUAGUACAAUUGACCCAAUAACGGAUUUAAGUACCACAUCUUAUCAGUCGACAUUUUAUACUUAUAAAACAACAACGACUGAAGUACCAACAAGAGAAAUAGAAACAGACGUGACCGCGACAACAGAUAGUUCUCGUAAAACUGAAUCACCAAGUGUUCAUAGCACAUCCUCUAAUCAUCACACAUUUUAUACUUAUAAAACAACAACAAAUGAAGUACCAACAAAGGAACCAGAACCAGAUGUGACACCUACCAUAUUUAGUAUUAUACCUACUGAUCUAGACACUGAAUCAUCAGCGAUUUCUUCCGACCCAUCUACACAUUCUGCUUACACGACAACAGAAACUGUUUUAACAACAACGAAAAAAAAUAAUAACUUACCCCCAAUUCCGCCUACCGAAUCUCCAUGUGAAUAUUACGAAAAUGAAAGGCUACGAAAGCUCGCAACCUUACCAAUGUGUAGAGAAAUAGAUGAUUUUUCGUAUCCCGAUCUUGACAACUGCAGUCUGUACUACAGAUGCAUCAAAGGAAAAAUAAAGAAACUCGCAUGUGACGAUAACUUUGAAUUCAGUCUUCAGACGCUCAAAUGCGUGCCGGAAUCGGAAGCGAAGUGUAAAGUUCUAAAGACGUUAAAAGAAAAAAAGAUAUACUUAGAUUAUUUCGUUUUGAUCAAUAAUUUAACGAAAAAUUAUAAUUAUGAGGAGAAUCGAAAACAACAAAGCUCAUAAAACAAGACAACAACAAGAGCUAACAGAUUCUUAUUCACUUUUCUUCGCGACAGCUGCUGAGAAUAACAACAAAGUAAAAUAAGUACUUUCAAAGUACAAAAUGAGAACAUAAAUAACAUACUGUAGUCAAGUGUAGUCAGUAAAAAUGUGAUUUUUAACGUUUAAGCUUAACAGUUUCGAUAAUAGUUUUUGUACAGAUAAUGCUUUGUAAUAUGUAUCUUAAAAUAAACUAUGUAACAAUAAUAUAAAUAAUUUUCGCUAUUUAUUUAAAACAAAUACACAUAAAACGAGCAUUGUAAUUAUCGUUUCAAGAUAUUUUGUACGUACUUAAAUAAAAAGUAAAAAAAGGUGUUUGUUGUUGGUAAUUUCCCACUUUUUAAAUCGUUUUUAAUAUUCUUCUCCCUGUACUACAGUUAAAUGAUGACUAUUUUAUAAUCAUUUGCAAUUAUUAAAUGUAGCUUAGCAAUU
This is a messenger RNA of Melitaea cinxia (Glanville fritillary), 3444 nucleotides long. Its product is annotated as flocculation protein FLO11-like. Lineage: Eukaryota; Metazoa; Arthropoda; Insecta; Lepidoptera; Nymphalidae. The record is from RefSeq and is a predicted model, not a curated record. Gene Ontology annotation, molecular function: chitin binding. The transcript has 3 exons. Bases 1 to 2976 code for a protein of 991 amino acids. Gene Ontology annotation, cellular component: extracellular region.